GAGGGUGAUUGCAAUCAUUUUGGAGAGCCCGAGUUCACCUACGCUAGUUUGCACACUAUCCAUUGCAAGUUCCGAUUCAUCAACACACUCAAAUGGAUAAAACAAAGUCACAAUCAUUCUGACAGCGGACCAAAUCUCCUCGUCGCGAAGCGCACGGCCUGCGAGGAGCCAAGUAUCGCCCCCGAUUGCAAAAGAGCCAAACGCUUUCAUGAUGGGUUGACAGAGCCGGAUGUCAAAACUCCUGGUCUAGCCUGGAGGGUACCUUUCCCAGAGAAGGCGCUUAAAUGUCAAACCACCCCCCUUCUAACUAUUCUAAAGCUUGCUAUUUUGGAAGAACGAAAUGGCGAGAUCGAGUUCAGAGUUGUCAACAAUGAUGGCUCCAGAGAGAGUACGAUUAUCCUUACAGGUCUUAAUGCAUAUUUCAAAGGCAACUUCCGGAAACGCCUAAGGAUUACAUCGCACGUCUCGUCUACGACCGUACUCAUUUAUCGAUCGCUAUCGUCAAAAUGCCUCUGGAGGUCAUUGGCGGCAUAUCAUUCCGAGAAUUUCGAGACCGCAAUUUCGUCUGAUCAGCAAGUGAAAGGGUAUGGAGCGCAUCUUAUGGGCCAUCUCAAGGAUUAUAUAAGAGCUACUUCCCCUGUGAUGCAUUUUCUGACCUAUGCCGAUAAUCACGCCACCGGGUAUUUUCAAAAGCAAGGUUUUACUAAGGAGAUCACUCUCUACAAGUCUAUCUGGAAGGGUUGUAUCAAGGAUUACGAGGGAGGGACACUUAUGCAAUGCUCUAUGCUUGCCCGAAUACGGUAUCUCGAAGUUGGUCGAAUGCUUCUCAAGCAGAAAGAAUCCGUUCUAGCUAAAAUACGCACCUUGGGCAAAAAUCAUAUAAUUCAUCUACCGCCUCAGCAAUGGGCUAACGCUAACGACGGCGUUGUGAUUCCACUCGAUCCACUCUCUAUCCCUGCCGUCCGGGCAACUGGUUGGUCUCCAGAUAUGGACGAGUUAGGGCGAGACUCGUGCCAUGGAUCUCGUUUCAAAGGACCGAAUUUCAACGAAUUUCGACGUUUUAUGAAUGAAAUCCAAAACCAUACACAAGCAUGGCCCCUCCUCAAUCCAAUCGACAAAGACGAAUACCAUUGCAUCACCAAUGGAUCUAUCGACUAUCGAAGGAAGAUUGGAGCUUUACACUACUCCGAAAGACCUUAUCGACGCAAAUUGAUCUUCAGUAAUUGUCGGCAGUAUAAUGACGCUACAACGGUAUACACUAAGUGUGCGCUCAAGCUAGAGAAGUGCAUGUGGAAACUCAUCGAGGAGAUUCCGGAGUGGUCUUACAUGCUUGAAGAAUGA
This is a messenger RNA of Penicillium hordei, 1341 nucleotides long. RefSeq lists its product as uncharacterized. The transcript has 4 exons. The annotation marks the transcript as partial. Gene Ontology annotation, biological process: chromatin remodeling; positive regulation of transcription by RNA polymerase II. The record is from RefSeq and is a predicted model, not a curated record. Gene Ontology annotation, molecular function: protein binding; histone H3 acetyltransferase activity. NCBI's taxonomy places the organism in Eukaryota, Fungi, Ascomycota, Eurotiomycetes, Eurotiales, Aspergillaceae. Gene Ontology annotation, cellular component: histone acetyltransferase complex.